AUGCCUAUCUUUCAGAUUCAUAACAGUGGGGGCGAAAUAGAGGACAACACCGCACAACUAGAGUUACACAGACAAAAGCGUGAAGGCAUGUCGCCAGAAUACACAAUUGCUGUUGAGAUAAACUUUGUAGACACCUCACUCCAGGAGGACCUCAGAAGGUUUUUCAACCUUAGUCUCCCAGUUUCAGUCCCACAUUCAGAUAUAAGCAUUUCACAAAUUAAUAUUACUACUGUGUGCAACUCAGCUGGCACUAAUCUUUCUCAUUGUUUCUGUGAACCUGAUUAUGAAUGGUCUGACGAGAUCUGUAAAGCAUAUCCUGUCUGCCAUAAUACUACAACUGCAGUGGAAAGAGCUGCAACCUGUAUUGCACAGCUUCCUGCUCAAGGGACCUUUUGUCAACUUCAAUCAGAAGAUAUUCCUUCAGUGCUCAUAACAAACAUGUCUGUCCGACUUGAUAUACCCUUCAAGAAUGAUCUAUGGGAUUCAUCCUCUGCCUUGUUCAAACAAUACAAACAUGAUCUUGAGAAGGCAUUUAUUGAGGGCUAUUCAACUUUACCGGGUUUCAUAAAUGCAACAGUUACAGGAUUCAGGCCUGGAAGCGUCAUGGUUGGCUAUGAAGUAACCUCAGCAAGGCAGAUCCCGCUUGAAAAUGCACAUCCCAAGAUAGCUGCUCUUUUAUAUUACCCCUACAACUUAGCAUCUUCCACAUUUGCAACAGAAAUCUUUGGUAAAGUAAAAUCUCUAUUUUCUCCUGAACACGUUUUCGAGGGAGAUACAGUAAAAAUAACCUGCACGACAGAAGAUACUUCAAGAAAGGUGUCCUGGAGUUAUAAUGUCAUCAUGUCUGACAGGUUUACAUUGACAGAAGAGAUUAUGGGAAGCAAGAUAGCAACCCUGACAAUAAUAGACAUCAAGCUGAACGAAUCAGGUAAUUUUACUUGCAGUUUUAAAGACGACUCAGAGAAAUUGCCCUCAAUAUACAGAGGUGAAGUUAAUGUAGUGGUCUCUCAAAUUAAACUUGUGCCAUCAGAAAAUGUUUCUAUUAUCUGUGAUGGUACAGAUAUAAAAGAACUGAGCUGCUGCACAGAUAGAGACAUACAACUUUUCUCUAAUUGGAGACCCAACGGAGCAAUAAAUAUUUCAGGAAGCACUAAUUCAAUGAACAACUGUACCAUCUACUUGCUGAAGGCUAGUGAAUCUCAAUGUCCAGCAGAUAAGUCUGGUACCAGCACUGAUUACACAUGUGAGCUAAAUACCACCUAUGGUGCUCGUGCCAAUAGAAUAAUCAAAGUGACAUUUUUUCGUGUGGCAAAAAUAACCCUUUCAAGUUCAAAGGACAUUGUUUCCGAGGGAGAUGCUUUCUUUUUAACAUGCCAGAGUGAUGUGAGCAAUUAUGACACAAUUGUUUGGAAAAUUCAGAAUGGCAGGACUAUAAAGGAAAUAGGUAGUAUGUGGUACACCACCACGAAGAGCUCCACAGAUGCCACAUCUGUGCUAACUGUACCUAGGGCAAACCAGGACUGGACUGGCAUCUAUACAUGCAACUUUUCCCAAAGUUUUUUGAGCAGCUUUGGAAAUAUAACAAUUAAAGUUAUUCCGUUGCUCCAGCCUCAAGAGAUCAUAAGAGAUCCCAUAGAGACAGUAGUUUCUUGUCCAGAAACAAGACGUCUGGAAUGUUGUACACACCGGAUGGAAAAUUACACUGUUUAUUUUUUUUCUCAUGAUCACUAUAUUAGGGCAGAAAAAAGAAGAAUAAAUAAUCUCAAUUGCUACUAUUCCAUACAAAGUUUCACAGACAUACACUGCAUCAGAAGGAUAGCACUCCAGAUGCAUUGUAUGUUUAUGAAUGAAAUCAAUCAAAAUGUGACAAGUCCAGCUAUAGUCCUACGUUUUAUACCAGCAAAGAAUGUAGUGUGCAAUUCCUCAGACAUUGGUGUGGGAGCAAAUGAAGCACAGAUCAUAAAGCCUUGCUUAAAUUUGCAUGGGACAAGUAACUCUGUGAGAGGAAACAUCAUUUAUAGAUGUGAUCGUACUAAAUGGACUGUUCAUAGAAACAACUGCCUGGCUGGUCCCAUCAAUGACCUUUUGAAUUCUGCUGAGUCUUUGGCCUCCAGUCCAGACUCCCAGGAGAAGUUGCCCUCAUUCCUUAAAAAAAUGAAAGAAACCACCGAGCAGACACAGGCGGAAAUAAACAAGUCUGCUGCAAACCUAAAUGCUGUUCUUGAAACCCUGACUUUGGUAUCAACCAUACCAGUAGAGGCGAAUGAAGAGAAUAUGGGAAACUUUGGGUCUACUGUAGAAGCUAUUAUCACCAGUCCAACAGAAACUUGGAAAUAUGUACAGAAUGGGACUUCUCAAUUACUUGGUUCGGUAGAACAAUUUUUAGAAUCACUCCAACCAAUUAACAAUAUUCCUUCAAUCAUACAGAAAAGUCUUCAAAUCAAAGGAACUGUUCUUGGCGAAAGCAAUCCCUCCAUUUAUAACAGCAGCUUUGCUUUUUCACAGUCUGCAGGCCUCAUGGGAAGUGUGCUUAUUGAGGGUGCAUAUUUUGAUACUGAGAAAUCAAUCACGAUCGUCAGUGUGGCUUAUUCAACACUUGAACGUAUCAUUCCACAGUAUAGAAAGGAAAUAAAUAGUUUGGUAAUGUCGACAGUAAUAAAUCCCCAAAUAAAUGAGGAUUUCCAGAUCAAAAUGGCUUUUGCAAAGCGUGAAAAGGCCAUGAACAAUCCACAAUGUGUCUUUUGGAAUUUGUUUAGGGCAGAAGAAGGAGACUGGGAUGAUACGGGCUGUGAAACUAAGGAUGACGGGGACAGUGUCAUUUGCUCUUGCAAUCACACAACUUCCUUUGCCAUGCUCAUGUCUCCCGAUGAGGAAACGUCACUGGAUGAACUGACUUAUAUCACUUACAUUGGCCUGAGCCUUUCUAUAGUCAGCCUGAUUAUUUGCCUUGGAAUAGAACUGGUUGUGUGGAAAUCAGUCACUAAAACAAGAAUUGCAUACAUGCGCCAUGUUUGUAUUCUGAACAUUGCAGUUUCUCUCUUGAGUGCAGAUAUCUGCUUCAUUGUUGUUGCUGCAACACAUGACCAAAAUUAUGCAGUGGAGGGGAAUCUUUGCAUAGUGGCAACUUUUUUCGUUCACUAUUUCUACCUCUGUGUCUUCUUUUGGAUGCUCGCUUUGGGACUGAUGCUCUUCUAUCACUUGGUCUUUCUUCUACACAAUGCAAGCAAAACCAUCAUGAAAACCCUUGGCUUCUGCUUGGGAUACAUCUGUCCUCUAAUAAUAGCAGCCAUCACAAUAGCCAGCACCCUAUAUUCUUCUUACACAAGGAAAAAGAGCUGCUUUCUCAACUGGGAGGAAAGCAAAGCCGUCUUAGCCUUAGUGAUUCCUGCCAUGAUCAUUGUUGCUAUUAAUGCUAUUGUUACUGUUGUGGUUAUAGCAAAAAUAUCAAGACGUUCAAUUGGGGAAAAGUCCAUCAAUGAAGAAAAGAGUUCUUUGUAUCGAAUUGCCAAGAGCAUUGGUGUACUGACACCACUGUUAGGUCUUACUUGGGGAUUUGGACUGGCCACAGUUGUUCCAGGAAGUCCCAAAAUAUUCCAUAUGUUAUUUACUUUUCAAUGCCUUUCAGUUUUUGCCAUUGGGGUUAUUUUAUUAGGAUUAUUCAUUCUGUUGGGUGGAACUCUCUGGGAUAAGAAGGUACGAGAAGCUAUACGGAAUAAAUAUUCUUGGUGCAGGUGGAGUUCACAACACUCAAAGUCAACAUCACAAGGCAUGUCGGCUCCUGCACUUUCCAUCAAUUCAACUGUUUCAAAGUUAAAUAAUUUGUUUGGUAAACAGAAAAUACCAAGUCUCUUUACGGAAUCAUCAACUAUAUUGUCUGAAGCACUUCGAAGGCACAUUACACUGACUGACUUCUAA
Messenger RNA from Thamnophis elegans (Western terrestrial garter snake), 3915 nucleotides. RefSeq names its product adhesion G protein-coupled receptor F5 (gene ADGRF5). Gene Ontology annotation, molecular function: G protein-coupled receptor activity. The record is from RefSeq and is a predicted model, not a curated record. Gene Ontology annotation, cellular component: membrane. Gene Ontology annotation, biological process: G protein-coupled receptor signaling pathway; cell surface receptor signaling pathway. NCBI's taxonomy places the organism in Eukaryota, Metazoa, Chordata, Lepidosauria, Squamata, Natricidae.